Molecule: messenger RNA, 273 nt
Organism: Adineta steineri
Lineage: Eukaryota; Metazoa; Rotifera; Eurotatoria; Adinetida; Adinetidae
Source: the annotation of a GenBank genome assembly
AUGGCUUCAUUAAUGAAUUAUUCAUCUAUAUUAAUUCUUCUCUUAGCUUGUGUUAAAUUUGCAGCAGCUGAGACUUAUUAUGUUGGACCAACCAUUGGUGGUGUUGUUGGUUUGAUUAUUCUUAUUUUGGAUAUUAUCGCUGCCGUUGAAAUUCUUCGCUCAGGCAAAUCUAUGGUAGAAAAACUUCUCUGGAUUUUAUUCAUCGUUUUCUGUCCUAUCAUUGGUUUGAUUGUUUAUUUACUCUGUGGUCGUGCUCGAUCUGUUGAUCUUUAA